This is a messenger RNA of Apodemus sylvaticus (European woodmouse), 5268 nucleotides long. RefSeq names its product DnaJ heat shock protein family (Hsp40) member C18 (gene Dnajc18). The record is from RefSeq and is a predicted model, not a curated record. Lineage: Eukaryota; Metazoa; Chordata; Mammalia; Rodentia; Muridae. The coding region runs from base 261 to 1211 and encodes 316 amino acids. The transcript has 9 exons. Gene Ontology annotation, cellular component: endoplasmic reticulum membrane. Gene Ontology annotation, biological process: cellular response to misfolded protein. Gene Ontology annotation, molecular function: Hsp70 protein binding.
CCGGAUUUGAGAGGCUCAGCCGACCUGCUGACGGAAAACCGAUAUGGCGGCCACUCUGGGCAGCGGAGAGCGCUGGACCCAAGGGGGAAUUUGACAGACGCGGGUCCCUGAGCUCACAGAACUGUCAGUCCACUGAGAGAGUUUGACCGGUUAACAGCCUUUUACAAAACACGGCCACUUACAUUGACGCGAUUAGAAGAGACAAAUACCCAGAAGACCAGCGACCUGACAGCCAUGAUCUCUGCGGUUGCUGCAACUGCAUGAAGGCACAAAAGGAAAAAAAGUCUGAGAAUGAGUGGAGUCAGACCCGGCAGGGAGAGGGGAACGCUACUUACACAGAGGAACAGCUACGUGGGGUACAAAGAAUCAAGAAGUGCAGAAAUUACUAUGACAUUCUGGGUGUUCCUCACAACGCCAGUGAUGAAGAACUUAAGAAAGCCUAUAAAAAGCUUGCCCUGAAGUUUCACCCCGACAAGAACUGUGCUCCUGGAGCAACAGACGCCUUCAAAGCGAUAGGAAACGCCUUUGCAGUCCUGAGCAAUCCUGACAAGAGACGCCGCUAUGAUGAAUAUGGAGAUGAGCAGGUGACUUUCACUGUACCUCGAGCCAGAUCUUAUCAUUAUUACAGAGAUUUUGAAGCUGACAUCUCUCCAGAAGAACUGUUUAAUGUAUUCUUCGGAGGACACUUCCCUUCAGGAAAUAUUCACAUGUUCUCAAAUGUGACAGACGACAGUCACUAUUACUGCAGGCGGCACCGCCAUGACAGGACACAGACACAUAAGAGAGAGGAAGACAAAUCUCAGACUCCAUAUUCCGCGUUUGUUCAGCUGCUUCCAGUUCUGGUGAUUGUGACUAUUUCUGUCAUUACUCAGCUGCUGGCUGCUAAUCCCCCAUAUAGUCUAUUCUAUAAAUCAACCUUGGGCUACACCAUUUCUAGAGAAACGCAGAACCUGCAGGUGCCUUACUUCGUGGAUAAAGACUUUGACAAGACCUACCGAGGGGCUUCUCUUCGUGACCUGGAGAAGACGAUAGAGAAAGAUUAUAUUGACUACAUCCAGACAAGUUGUUGGAAGGAGAAACAGCAAAAGUCGGAGCUGACCAAUUUGGCGGGGUUAUACAGAGAUGAUCGACUGCGGCAGAAAGCAGAGUCACUGAAGCUGGAAAACUGUGCAAAGCUCUCCAAGCUCAUCGGCCUCCGCAGGGCCGGCUGAGAGGCCGACGCCCCUGCCCUGGGUGGGGGUUCUUACCCGGUACUAUUACAUUGCAAAUCCCAUUUUAUAAUACACAUUAGGAAAUAUGAGCACUCUGCUAUCUGCUAGCUUUGUUGGGCAGAGAGCUGGAGAAAAAUGGAUACUUGUUUGCCUCCGUCCUUCCCCAAGCCUGGCUCCCAGGGCAGGAAGUUUGUCUUAAUCACGGCAAUGGUAAAGUUUGGACCCAGCUCCUCUGUGAAUGUAGGUCAGGGCAUCCCAAAGAAGACCCGAGUUUCUUUCUUCAUCUUGUCUGCAGCAAAAGCCCACUGCCUAGGCAUGUCUAGGCUUAGGCAGUGCACUUCAGAGUAUUGGUGGUGUCUGCCAGGAAUCACACCUCUCCUGCUGUAGAAUCCCUACAUCCCCGAUUUUCAGUUUUCCACUCCCUAAUGGUGGUCUAGAAAAAUUGAACUAUUUAGCCGAUAGUUCAGUGUUAUCCAAAUCUCUGUUGAGUCAGGAACAUAAACAAAGCUGCCUAAUUUGAGGUUUCUUUUCUUUCUUUCUUGAGAGAAGGACUCUCUCUGAAGCCUAGACUAACCUGGAACUCACUACCUAGUCCAAGCUGGCCUUGAAUCUGCUGCCUGGGCCCCAAGAGCUGGGAUUCAGUUGGAAGCCACCUUAGCCAGUGAGGUUCUGGUAUUGUCUUAGUCUUCUCUUUCAGAAGACCUAAGAAGUAAAACCUGGUUGAGCAGGCUAGGUAUAGUGGUGUCCAUCUUUAAUCUUAGCACUCAGGAAGCAGAGGCAGACCAUUCUCUCUGAGUUCAAGGCCAGCCUGGAUCACAUAUUAAUUCCAGACCAGCCAAAGUUACAUAAUGAAACCUUGCCUCAAAACAAACAAACAAACAAACCUGUUGAACUGUGAAACAGUUCAGCAGCAGGAAGGAGAAGGUGAGAUAUGAGACUGUCAGCUCUUCACUGUAGAUUCCCUGGUCCAUGUCGGAACUGUAGAGUACUCUGUGUCACUCCCUUCAGAUCAUUUAGUGUUCUAGGUUGUGUGAUGAGCACAAGAAUGCACAGAAGGGCAGCAGUCAAACCCAAGAGGAGGCACAGGCAGCAUGAGGGGCUCACGCGUGCGUGUGGCAGCAGCCAUUUUGUUUGAUGGCGUGCCCUGAACAUUUCAGGAUGAGAUAGUGAUGCGACCUUUCGUCCCUUCACUAUUUAUGGAGUGCCCACUACAAAGGGAGGCCUUUCAUUCACGUGCUGUUUUGUUUCAUUUUGUUUUUUUCAUUUAUUCCUCCUAACAACUUGUGAAGCCGGUGCAUUAGCCCUUUUAUGAAUCAGAACAUUAACCAGAGAGGAUGACCAGUUGGCCUGGUCACAUGACUAGGUGAGGAAAUAUAGUAUGUGAGAGAUCAUUCUUUUUCUUGGGUGAUUCUAGCCAGGUUGUCAAAGCAGAUUUUCCUCAUCCUACAUCCUCUGCCCCCAACUCGAAUCCUUUCCAUGGCCAUCCUGAGUCCCUUCAGGACUGCUUUCUGCUGGACUAGGGCUGGACAAGGCUCUGGUCGUUAGAAGAGCACUGACUGCUCUUCCAGAGGACCCGGGUUCAAUUCCCUGCACCCACCUGGAAGCUCCCAUCAUUCUGUAACUCCAGUUCCAGAGGACCUGACUCUCUUCUGGCCUCCACAGGCACUGUAUGCACCUGGUGCACAGACACACAUGCAGGCAGAACACCUACAUACAUUUUUUAAAAAGCAGGACACUUGAUUCAAAUCCUUUAGAGGCAGAAAAAGCAACUCUUUCUAGAGCUAAGUCAUUGGUUGCUUAGGCUGUGUGGUUGGGUCUUCCUGUGGAGGGCGGGGUCAGAUUUGAGUUCCUGAUCUGCCCAGAUUAUCGUGAGACUGAAUUUAAAAGGAGAAGCAGGUAACUGGUUUAUAGUCCAUGUCUUUUUUCUUUUCUUUUUCUUUUUAGAAAGGGUUUCAUGUAGCCCAGGCUGGCCUCAAAGUUUAUACACAGUCAGAAACCUUGAACAACUACUACUACUACUACUACUACUACUACUACAGUCAGAAACCUUGAACAACUACUACUACUACUACUACUACUACUCCUCCUCCUCCUCCUCCUCCUCCUCCUCCUCCUCUUCCUCCUCCUCUUCUUCCUCCUCUUCCUUCUCCUCCUUCUUUUCCUCCUCCUCUUCCUCUUCUGUUUUAGGGGAGGGAGCAGUUCUAGAAAGUUUUUUGUUUGUUUUUUUAAUGUAGCACUGGCUAUCCUGGAACUCACUCUGUAGAUCAGUCUGAUGUUGAACCCAGAGAUCUGCCUGCCUCUGCUUCCUAAGUGCUGUGGUUAAAGUCAUGCACCACUAUGCCCUGCCCUGUCUGUCUGUCUGUUUGUUGAAACAGGCCUUUUCUGUAUAGCCCUGGCUGUCCUGGAACUCACUUUGUAAAUCAGGCUGGUCUUGAACUCACAGAUCUUCCUGCCUCUGCCUCUUGAGUGCUAGUUAUAUGGAUUCAAGGUGUGUGCCACCACUUCCCAAGACUUUGAACUUCUGAUCCUCCUGCCUCUGCCUCCUGAAUGCUAGAAUCAGUCCUGGUUUAUGUGGUGCUGGAGAAUGAACCUGAGGCUCUGUGCAUGCUAACUAACAAGCUACAUCCCCAGACUUCCUAAUUUUUUGAGAAUCUCUUUAACUUAUGAGCAACAGGGAGUUUAUUCUGUAAAAUGUGUCAGACAUGGUGGCAUAUAGCUUUAAGCCCAGCACUCAGAAUGCAGAGGUAGAUAGAAUACUGUGAGUUCAAGGCCAACCUGCUUUACAUAGAAAGUUCAUAGUGAAACCCUGUUUCAAAACAUACACUGUAGAAUGUACCCAUGAACCAAACAAACUUAAGGAAAGUUCCUAGACAUGAACACUUUCCCCUCCCAACCUCAGGCUCUGCUAGAAAAUGAACUGUCCUGAAACUGGCCUGCCAGGGCAGAGCCCCUCCCACUAGAAGACCUUUCCUAGUUCUGUGGAUUUCCUGGCACUGCUGAGUUAUCUGUAAAGUAAUAACCAGAGGCAACACUAACAGCUCGGUCACCUGUCACACCUAUUGUCUGUCCUUACAGCAUGGUGGCACUGUUUUAUUUAUUCCUGUAGACUACCAUACUCAUAUUGUUUCCUUGCUUCAGCGGAAAGAUAAUUGGCACUAUACAGAAUAGUGUUAAACUCUUUAAUUCCUUGCUUAAAAUUUAUAUAACAUUGGCUGUGCAUUGGUAAAAUAAGCUUUGUUCUCUUGCCUACAUCUUUUGGGAGAUUUCCUGGCACAGGAAGCUCUUUGCUGCAGCUGUUCUUGCUGUCAGUGUGGCUCACAGCUUGAGGCCACAGAAUGGAGACUGAUGGGAGUGAGGCUCACAGGAGUAGAAACUGCCAUUUACGCGAAGUGUUUUCUUAAGUGAGAGGGAGACAGAAAAUCCUCCUCUGUAGGAACUGUAGAGCCUGAAGGAGCUUGUUCCUCACUAUCUCCGUUUCAUUGAUCAGCUCCAGGCCUCACAGCUUGGGAUAAGUGACCUACGGUAAGGAAAUAGCAUUGCUAUGCAUGCUUAUGGGAACUGUUAGAAAGGACGAGAAAUACCAAGCCCUGCUGGAGCCCGGAUCCAGCAGGCUGCUGAGCUGCACGCCAUUUCCCUUUCCAUCUUCACUCAGAACCGGCGCUGCCAGGGGCACCUUGGGAAUCCCAGCAGGUUCCCGUUGCAGCUGGCUCUCACAACCAACCCACUGUCUCUGCAUGCACUACUCCUCACAGGAGCUGUUAGACUGGUGUCCUAAUACAUUUAUUUUGGGAAAGGGCCAAGUUACUAUACAUCUUAACAUUUGGGCCUGCACUGUUGAUACCUCAUGCAGUAUCAAGUAACUUAUAUCCUAAGUACAUUCGCAUCAUACUUGGUUUUUAGAGGUGGAGAAGGGAGUACUCAGUGACUAGAGUCAGGAAUGACAUCUGAGAAAUUAGUUGGCAGUGAAAAAUGCUGAAAACUCUGGUCACCUGACCCACGGCAUCUGGAGUGUGUUUUAACAAGUGAACAUGAAUAUUAAACGAUUUUACAUACAAAA